Chenopodium quinoa (quinoa) is the source of this 2453-nucleotide messenger RNA. Its product is annotated as cation/H(+) antiporter 24-like. Lineage: Eukaryota; Viridiplantae; Streptophyta; Magnoliopsida; Caryophyllales; Amaranthaceae. Gene Ontology annotation, cellular component: membrane; endomembrane system. The record is from RefSeq and is a predicted model, not a curated record. The transcript has 2 exons. Gene Ontology annotation, biological process: proton transmembrane transport; regulation of pH. Bases 1 to 1944 code for a protein of 647 amino acids. Gene Ontology annotation, molecular function: antiporter activity.
AUGUUUAUAGUAGCAUUAAGCAUUAAACACUACAUAGACAGUCCAAUGUUCCAAAAAGAAUCUACCAUUGCAGCUGUUACUUCAACUAUGAUUGUCUCAUCAUUUUCAAAUAUUUAUUGCAUUCUAAGAGACAUGCAACUUUUAAAAUCAGAAAUGGGGCGUAUGGUAUUAUCAAUGGCAACCUUAAUUGAACUUAUGGGUAUAUCACAUCUUGUUUCCUUCGAAGCCUCGAUGCAAGCCAACGCUAGGAGGAUUUAUGUGUUGUAUUACAUGGUCACAAGUUUUUUUGUUAGUGGCUUUUUACUCUAUGCUAUACCACAAGUGAUGCAAUGGAUUAAUAAUCAUACUCCUAGAGUAAAAUCUGUGGAGCAAACAUAUAUUAUUGCUAUUUUGUUAGGAGUUUUUGUGUUCGGAUUUAUCACUGAUCUAUUCGGAUCUUCAAUUGGAAUCGGAUGUUUUUUUCUUGGGCUAGUAAUACCAGAUGGCCCCCUGAUAGGAGAAAGCAUUACACAUCAUGCUGAGGCUGUUACGGAUAACAUUUUAAUGCCAUUUGCAUAUGCUACUAUUGGCCUUACAAUGGACGUCUCUGGAAUGAUUAAAUGUUGGUCUUUCUUAGUUCCUUGCUUUACUAUGGCUGUUCUACCCUUUUUUGUUAAGUUUGCUACCAUUUUUGUGUCGGCUCGAUUUAUGAAUAUCCCGCAUAGAGAUUCUCUUAUUUUGGGUUUCGUAUUCAACCUUAAAGCUCAAUCAAAAUUUUUUCUCUUUCUUCAUUACGUGGAUUAUAAGAUCUUAAAGACGCCAUCUUUCAAAUUGUUGAUGACUUUGUCAAUCUUAGAAACAAUGAUAUUCUGCCCUAUAAUCAACUAUCUUUACGAUCGGACAAAACCAUAUAUGACCAACAAGAAAAGAACCAUUCAACACACAACAGAUGUGUCUAAACUUCGAUUGAUGGCCUGCAUUUACGACCAAGAAAGCAUGGCUAGCCUAUUUAGCCUCUUGGACUUCGUAAAUCCAACAACGAAUAACCCAUUUACAAUUUUCGUAAUCCACCUUAUCGAACUCUUAGGGCGAGCUACCCCUAUGUUCAUCGACCACAUGAAGGAGAUUGGCGAGUACUGGGACAACAACAAUGUCGCCAUCCACAAGUCCAUCAAGCUAUACGAGAAGGAUCGUAUGAAUUGCAUUACUAUGAAUUUAUUUACUAGUGUUACCCCUAAUCGGACCAUGUACCAAGACAUUUGUGAGAGUGCCUUGUUGAACAAGGUAAGAUUUAUUAUUUUACCCUUCCACAAGAAAUGCAUUAAAGAUGGGAAUGAUUUUUCGAGUGCCAUACUUAGGCCUGGUGUACAAUCUACUAAUGCUAAUACACUAAUUCAUGCACCUUGCUCCGUGGGAAUUUACGCAUGUAAGAAUGCUGCUACAUGGGAGACAUUCUCGUGUCGUUCGAAUCAAUGCACUCGUCGCCAAUUUGUUCUAUUGUUUCUUGGAGGGCCUGAUGCUCGUGAGGCUCUUGCGUUAGCAAGCCACAUGGUUGAACAUCCAGAUGUAUCAUUGAUUGUGGUUCGAUUCUUGGCAAAUGAACAAAGAGGAGAUAUUAAGUCGGAAAGGAAAAUGGAUGAUGGGGUGAUAACUUGGUUUUGGGUAAAAAAUGAGAGGAAUGAAAAAGUUGUGUAUAGGGAAGUAGUUGUGAACAAUGGUUUUGAAACGGUUUCGGCUAUACAAUCAUUGAACACAAGUGCUUCGAUAGAUCUUUGGAUUGUGGGAAGGGAAAAUGGAAUUAAUCUUACUUUAUUAGAAGAAUUAUCAGAAUGGAGUGAAAAUUCCGAACUAGGACUAAUUGGUGAUUUUUUAGUAUUAGCUGAUUUUAAUACAUCAGGAUCUGUAUUGGUAGUUCAACAACAAGUGUUGAGAAAUGAACGAGUUGUUCCUUUGGCUUGCUAUUAAAUUAGAUUUGUGAUGUAUCUACAUUUUUUUUUUAAUAUGUAGAAAGAAAACUCGUAGAGGAGUUGGUACAAAUCAUGAGUACAUACAUAAUAUUUUAUUUCAAACUUUUGUUAUAAUAUAUUUGAGGAAAAUGUUAUACAUAUCCCUUAGGCCGGACUACAUAUAAGAAGUUAAAAGUGGAAAAAAAAAAUGAAAAAAUAUAACUUAACAAAUACAUAAAAUUAAAUCAAAUUAGGGUUUCCUUCAUCAAAGCUACGAUUGUUGAAAAGAUCUUGCACAUUGGUACGUCUCUCGCGCACAUCGCUGGAAUAUACAACUUUUUCAGAGAAACUGCCUAACGAUUUGUUAUAGCCAUAAGGAUGAUUCGCAUCUAAUACGCCAGAACGCAUUUGAAAACUUGACAACCGUUGCGAUCCCGAACAAAUCUUUGCCAAAGAAAGAACUUACAACUGGGAAAAAGAUGAUUACGCUUUUGAUAAACACUAACAUACAAACAAACCCUAAACAUA